AGUUACUUUUAAUCAUUCUAGACUUCUGCUCACAUGUAUACAUGUAAUGUAGAAUAGAAAACAUUUAAUUUGGAAUAUAAAAACCUGCAAUAGAUUUCAAUUAAUAAAAGAAUGAAUGUUUUUCAACAAAAAGUAAACUCUUGUACAUUGAAAAUUGCUUUAUCAUCAAGUCUAAGUUGGCGGGCUAUCCAAACACACAGAGCAAACAGACUGUUUGUACAAUGCUCUAGUCGACCUAUUUUGCCAAGUCAGCCUGACGUUAAGACAUUUUUGAAACAACCUGCAUUCACCUUUUUGAGUUACCGAAGCAAAAGUGAAAUGGAGUCUUUUAUUACUGACAAAGCUUAUAUUAAUGGAAAGUGGGAAAGUGUGGCUGACAGUUUUGAAGUGUUGAAUCCUUAUAAUGGGGAAGUGGUGGGAAGAGCAGCAGAUUGUGACAAGGCAUUGGCUGAAGCAACAGUCAAGCACGCACAUGUUGCAUUUCAAAGUUGGAAGAACACAUGCGCUAAAGCACGAUCAAGUAUUCUCAAAAAAUGGUUUGAAUUAAUCUUGAAAAAUCAGAAAUCUCUAGCAGAACUAAUCACCAAAGAAAAUGGCAAACCUAUCAAGGAAUCAAUAGGUGAAGUAGCUUAUGCAGCUUCCUUUGUUGAGUGGUUAGCAGAAGAAGCAAAACGUAAUUAUGGAACUACCAUACCAACCCCCCACCCAAACAAGAGGCUUAUGUCUAUAAAGCAACCGAUUGGUGUUGCAGGAAUGAUUACUCCGUGGAACUUCCCAGCUGGUAUGAUCACCAGGAAAGCUUGUGCAGCAAUAGCAGCAGGAUGCACUGUGGUUUUAAAACCAGCAGAAGAUACUCCUUUUUCUGCACUGGCAAUUGCUAAGCUUGGAGAAGAAGCAGGGUUGCCUGCUGGUGUGUUGAACAUCAUUCCUUCUUCACGGGAACAUGCACCUGAGAUAGGGAAUGUUAUUUGUACACACCCUGAUGUGGCUGCUGUUUCUUUUACAGGAUCUACUGCAACUGGGAAGAUCUUGCUUGGACUUGCAGCAAGUACUGUGAAGAAAGUAUCUAUGGAACUUGGUGGGCUUGCACCAUUCAUCGUGUUUGAUUCUGCUGAUAUGAACAAAGUUAUUCCAAACGCCAUCGCUUGCAAGUUUCGCUACAUGGGACAGACUUGUGUUUGCGCCAACCGUAUCUUCGUUCAAGAAUCCGUCCACGAUGAAUUUGUUUCAAAACUCGUUGCUGCAAUGAAAAAGGAACUUAUACUUGGAGAUACCUUGGACCCGGCGAACUCAUUUGGGCCUCUUAUUAAUGAAAAAGCAUUGGAAAAGGUUGAAAGUCAGGUAGAAGAUGCAAUCAAGAAUGGUGCGACUGUUGUUUGUGGGGGAAAGCGAGGUUCUCUUGGUGGAACAUUCUAUGAACCUACUUUAAUCACUGGUGUGACACCAGCCAUGAAGUGCUGCAAUGAAGAAACUUUUGGGCCAAUAGCAGCGAUCAUUAAGUUUAAAACAGAGGAUGAGGUGAUAGCUUUGGCAAAUGAUUCUCGGGUUGGCUUGGCAGGAUAUUUCUUCAGCAAUGACGUAGCUCAAUGUUGGCGUGUGGCCGAAAAAUUGGAGGUUGGAAUGGUUGGGAUUAACGAGGGUUUAAUGAGCACAGCAGAAGCACCGUUUGGUGGCGUCAAAGAGUCAGGUCUGGGACGAGAAGGCUCCCAGUUUGCGCUCGAUGAAUUUACAGAGAUGAAGUACAUGUGUUGGGGGGUGUAAAUGUCAUGUUCAUGCGCUUAUAAUGUUUGACAUUAGGUGUUGUAGAUUACAUUGCGCUUCGAUUUAAUAUGUUUUCUAUGAAUUAUUCAUGUAGUCUGUAAAUGAACUGUCUUAUUCGUCAUGUCGAAUAAAUCAUUAAUUCCAUGCUGCUGUAAUACAACCCUUCAUCAUUUUU
Messenger RNA from Ciona intestinalis (vase tunicate), 1936 nucleotides. NCBI's taxonomy places the organism in Eukaryota, Metazoa, Chordata, Ascidiacea, Phlebobranchia, Cionidae. The record is from RefSeq and is a predicted model, not a curated record.